AUGAAGAUUUACGUGAUCUUGUCCUUCCCACCCAAUGUGUUACAAGGUCGGGUGCAUCCCAUGCCAGUGACUGCUGCAUUUCUCCUGGAUCCUGCACGCAAUGGUAAGAUCUACGGCAUCACAGGUCCGUCCCCACUUGCGUCUUUGGAGGGGUUUGACAUCAUGAAUCAACUACCCCCAGAUUCCAUGCAUGAUGUCCUGGAAGGUGGGAUUGCAGUUGUGGUCAAGGCCGUACUGAAGGGUCUCGUAGAUUCAAAGGUUAUCAAGAAAGACGACUUGAAUCGCAUUGCUCAGUUUUCCUACGGACAACAUGACAAGAAGUCGAAGCCUGUGUUUGAUCCCGACAAGUUUUUGGCUCCAUCUGGCAACUUGAAGGGGACCGCUUCCCAGAAAUUGUGCCUUUUGCGACUGUUGCCUCAGAUUCUUGGAGACUUGAUUCCACAGAAUGAUAGCAACUGGAAUGUGUACACAGCGUAUCGGCACAUUGUGGGCAUAAUUCUCUCGGAUACAAUGCCAAGGGACUGUGCUGCAUACCUCGAAGUAAAGGUCUCGGAGUUUCUCCGCCUCUUCACAGAGCAGUAUCCAGACAAAUCCCUGACCCCAAAGCUACACUACCUCCUACACUACCCCAAGUAUAUCUUAGAAUUUGGACCACCCCGCAGAUACUGGGGAAUGAGGUUUGAAGCCAAACAUUCUUAUUUUAAAGGACUGGCAUCAAAAGUAAAAAACCACAAGAACAUCUGCAAGACCUUGUGUCAGAGGCACCAACUCCUGCAGGCGUACCAGAUAUCUUCUGCUACACUGAGUCAGCCUAUUGAUGUGUCUGGAGUGGCCGUCGUGAAAACCGCAUCACUUCCUGAGGAAUUUGUGGUUUUGCUUCCCCAAGGUUUGAGAGAAUUGGAUUCUCUGAGCUCUGUCAAGACAGCUGCUUUCAACAACUGCAGCUACAGGGUUGGCGAUGGAUUUGUUCACUCAGUCGAUGAGGGCAACCCUAGUUUUGCGGAAGUGCAUGGUCUUUUCGUUGCCAGUGGAACGUUGAUCAUAAUGGCAAAAAAGCUCGCCACUGUUGAAGUUUCAAAACACAGAUGUUCCUACAUCGUCCUGCGUCGUGAUGAUGCAAUGUGUGUAAUACCGAACUUCCAAUUUGACUAUUAUCCACUGGACUUUUACCCGUACGGCAGUUUUCUCGAGGUUGUGCCUCAUUACGAUAUAUUUGUGUAA
Molecule: messenger RNA, 1221 nt
Organism: Ixodes scapularis (black-legged tick)
Lineage: Eukaryota; Metazoa; Arthropoda; Arachnida; Ixodida; Ixodidae
Exons: 1
Coding region: 1-1221 (406 amino acids)
Source: RefSeq, a predicted model, not a curated record